GGGGCAACGGGGAGAGAGAGAGUUGUGGCGCGAUCCGUCGUCCUUGGACGCCACGGCGACGCCAUCUCAUCCGUGACGGAGGCGGCAGUGGGGGUCGCCUUUUCUCGAUCCAGUUUCUACUUCGCACUCUUUUGUUUGACUACAUCGGUAGAUCUGGAACUGAGAUCCUGAGGCUCGUGGUGGUAAGGGUUUCGAGAAGGGAAGGCAGCGAUGCUGACCAAGUUCGAGACCAAGAGCAAUCGGGUGAAGGGGCUGAGCUUCCACAGCAAGCGGCCCUGGAUCCUUGCCAGUCUCCACAGCGGCGUGAUCCAGCUAUGGGACUAUCGGAUGGGCUCACUCAUCGACCGGUUCGAGGAACACGAUGGCCCCGUUCGUGGCCUCCACUUCCACAAAUUGCAGCCCCUCUUCGUCUCCGGAGGAGAUGAUUACAAGAUCAAGGUCUGGAAUUAUAAGACUCACCGGUGCCUAUUUACCCUUCUUGGGCACCUUGAUUAUAUCCGCACUGUCCAAUUCCAUGAUGAGCACCCCUGGAUCGUUAGUGCUAGUGAUGAUCAAACUAUCAGGAUUUGGAACUGGCAGUCGCGGACCUGCAUUUCUGCUUUGACAGGGCACAAUCACUUUGUCAUGUCUGCGUCGUUCCAUCCUAAGGAAGACCUGCUUGUCUCUGCUUCCCUUGAUCAGACAGUCCGUGUCUGGGACAUUAGUGCUCUGAGAAAGAAGAUGGCACCGGCUGAUGACAUUCUGCAUCUGAGUCAGAUGAAUUCAGAUUUCUUUGGGGGAAUUGAUGCAGUCGUCAAAUAUGUCUUGGAAGGUCAUGAUCGUGGGGUCAAUUGGGCAUCUUUCCAUCCAACUUUGCCCCUUAUUGUGUCUGGCGCAGAUGAUCGGCAAGUGAAACUUUGGAGAAUGAAUGAUUCAAAGGCUUGGGAGGUGGAUACUCUAAGAGGGCACACAAAUAAUGUCUCUUGUGUAAUGUUCCAUGCGAAGAUGGAAAUCAUUGUAUCCAACUCAGAGGACAAAAGCAUUCGCAUAUGGGAUGCUACAAAACGCACAGGCAUUCAGACAUUUAGACGCGAACAUGACCGCUUUUGGAUUCUUGCUGCCCAUCCAGAAAUGAAUCUUUUUGCAGCUGGUCAUGAUAGCGGCAUGAUUGUCUUCAAGUUGGAGAGAGAACGUCCUGCUUUCACUGUCAGUGGAGAUGCCCUGUACUAUGUCAAAGAUCGGUUUUUGCGAUUGCAUGAGUUCUCAACACAGAAGGAUAAUCAGGUUGUUCCUAUACGAAGGCCUGGUUCCAUCAAUCUAAACCAGGGACCUAGAGCUAUGUCUUAUAGUCCCACGGAAAAUGCUGUAUUGAUCUGCUCUGAUUUGGAUGGUGGAUCUUAUGAGUUAUAUAUUGGCACUAAGGAGAUGGCUGGAAGGGGUGAUUAUAUUCAGGAAGCAAAGAAGGGAGCUGGUGGAUCAGCUGUUUUUAUAGCCCGUAAUAGGUUUGCUGUUCUAGACAGAAGUAGCAAUCAAGUAGUAGUGAAGAACCUUAAAAAUGAGAUUGUAAAGAAGUGUCUUCUUCCAAUUGUGACUGAUGCAAUAUUUUAUGCUGGAACUGGUAAUGUAUUGUGCAGAGCUGAGGAUAGGGCGGUCAUCUUUGAUCUUCAGCAGAGGAUUGUCCUCGGUGAACUUCAAAACCAAUCUGUUAAGUACGUUGUUUGGUCUAGUGAUAUGGAGUCUGUAGCUUUGCUUAGUAAACUUGCUAUAGUCAUUGCUAAUAAGAAACUUGUGCAUCGUUUCACACUGCAUGAGACAAUUCGUGUAAAAAGUGGUGCCUGGGAUGAUAAUGGUGUCUUCAUUUAUACGACAGUAAAUCAUAUCAAGUAUUGUCUUCCUAAUGGGGAUAGUGGAAUUAUAAGAACUCUGGAUGUUCCUGUUUACAUAACCAAGGUUUCUGGAAGCAAUAUCUGUUGCUUGGAUCGAGAUGGGAAGAACCUGGCUAUAUCAAUUGAUGCUACAGAGUACAUCUUCAAGCUUUCGCUUCUGAGAAAAAGAUAUGACCAUGUGAUGGGUGUGAUCAGGAAUUCACAGUUAUGUGGGCAGGCUGUCAUUGCGUACUUGCAACAGAAAGGCUUCCCUGAAGUUGCUCUCCAUUUUGUCAAAGAUGAGAAGACCCGAUUUAGCCUGGCUCUGGAUAGUGGUAAUAUCCAGAUUGCUGUUGCUUCAGCAAAAGAGAUCGAUGAUAAAGACCAUUGGUACAGGUUGGGCAUUGAGGCCCUUCGACAGGGAAAUACUAGUAUAGUGGAAUAUGCAUAUCAGAGAACAAAAAAUUUUGAGAGAUUGUCUUUUCUCUAUCUUGUAACUGGGAAUAUGGAAAAGCUCUCCAAAAUGCUGAGGAUAGCUGAAAUAAAAAAUGACAUCAUGGGUCAGUUCCACAAUGCACUGUAUCUUGGCGACAUUCAGGAACGAGUGAGAAUAUUGGAGAAUGCUGGCCAGUUGCCUCUUGCGUAUGUCACAGCUGUUGCUCAUGGGCUUAAGGAAGUUGCUGAUAGGCUUGCCACUGAAUUGGGAGAAAACCUUCCUACAUUGCCUGAGGGAAAAGUAGGUUCUCUUCUGAUGCCUCCUGCACCACUCAUGUGCAGUGGGGAUUGGCCAUUACUAAGGGUAAUGAGAGGUAUAUUUGAUAAUGGGCUGGAUAUGGGGACGGUGGGACAGGAGGAAGAGGAGGAUGCUACUGGUGCUGAUUGGGGUGAUGAAGAACUGGACAUUGUUGACAUGGAGAGAGAAAUGCAAAAUGGUGACAUUACAGCAGAUUUUGCAGAUGCUGAAGCAAAUGAAGAGACUGAAGAGGAAGGAGGGUGGGAUCUUGAAGAUCUGGAAUUACCACCUGAUGUAGACACACCAAAGACUGUAGGCAAUGCUCAUUCUUUGUUUGUCGCCCCCACACCUGGGAUGCCCGUUAGUCAAAUCUGGAUUCAGAAAUCAUCUCUUGCUGGGGAGCAUGUGGCAGCUGGAAACUUCGACACUGCUAUGCGCUUACUCAGCAGGCAAUUGGCUAUAAAGAGUUUUAUGCCCUUGAAGCCACUGUUUAUGGAUAUUUACAUGGGCAGCCACACCUAUGUGCAUGCUCUUUCUACUGCACCAGUGAUAUCAUUUGGUGUUGAAAAGGGGUGGAAUGAGUCUGCUAGUCCUAAUGUAAGGGGCCCACCAGCACUUGUAUUCAAGUUUUUGCAGAUGGAUGAGAAACUCAAGGCAGCUUAUCGGGCCACGACAGAAGGAAAGUUCCCGGAGGCUUUGCGUCAAUUUAUUAACAUUUUGCACACUAUCCCGCUUAUUGUUGUUGACACAAGGAGGGAAGUUGAUGAAGUGAGGGAGCUGAUCGAGAUAGCCAGGGAAUAUGUGCUAGGUCUGAAAAUUGAGUUGAAAAGAAAGGAAAUUAAGGACAAUUUGGUUCGACAGCAAGAGUUGGCAGCCUAUUUCACAAACUGUAAGCUUCAGAAGAGUCAUACGAGGCUUGUCCUCACAAGUGCUAUGACCAUAUGCUAUAAGGGAGGAAACUUCUCUACAUCUGCCAAUUUUGCGAGAAUGCUUCUUGAGAGCAGUCCAACAGAUGCCCAAGCAAAGAAGGCUCGGCAGCUGCUGCAACAUUGUGGUGACAAAAAAGAUGUUAACCAGCUCGAUUAUGAUUAUAGGAAUCCAUUUGUGGUUUGUGGAGCAACUUUUGUUCCAGUCUAUCGUGGCCAGAAGGAUGUUUCUUGCCCAUACUGUGGGGCUCGGUUUGUGCCUGCCAUUAGAGAGCAACUUUGUGCUGUUUGUGAGCUUGCUGUGGUAGGGGCAGAUGCAUCUGGUUUACUCUGCUUUGCUACACAGAUGAGAUAAUUGGCAGGAGAUGCUAAGCAGUUUGACCGAUGGAUUGUUGGAUUAAACUUCUCAACGUUGCUAGUUAUCUUGGAAGGUGAAAGUUUGAAAAGGUGAAGCUCUGUGAAAGAAGAAAAUGAAUUCACCAGAUAGGUUGAUCCUGAUUAGUGUAGAAUGCUCCAUGGCUUCAAAAGAUUGUCUACAAGGCAGCAUUGAGUAAAGGUAAUAGACUUUAGAAGCAUUGGAGUCAUGAAAUCGACAGGUGACAAUAACUGCCUGGCAUGCACGGCCUUGCCAUUAUGAAUGCCACAGAAAUUUAUUCUUGGUUAUGUUAUUGCAUUGGUAUUAUAUAUUUUUUAUUUAAUAAAAAUAAGCUGCACAUCACUGGUCAUGGAAACUGACCGUCA
Musa acuminata AAA Group (dessert banana) is the source of this 4244-nucleotide messenger RNA. Its product is annotated as coatomer subunit alpha-3-like. Gene Ontology annotation, cellular component: COPI vesicle coat. The coding region runs from base 211 to 3858 and encodes 1215 amino acids. Gene Ontology annotation, biological process: retrograde vesicle-mediated transport, Golgi to endoplasmic reticulum; endoplasmic reticulum to Golgi vesicle-mediated transport; intra-Golgi vesicle-mediated transport. Lineage: Eukaryota; Viridiplantae; Streptophyta; Magnoliopsida; Zingiberales; Musaceae. The record is from RefSeq and is a predicted model, not a curated record. Gene Ontology annotation, molecular function: structural molecule activity; protein binding. The transcript is spliced from 5 exons.